This is a messenger RNA of Sordaria macrospora k-hell, 1839 nucleotides long. RefSeq lists its product as uncharacterized. Lineage: Eukaryota; Fungi; Ascomycota; Sordariomycetes; Sordariales; Sordariaceae. The record is from RefSeq and is a predicted model, not a curated record. Gene Ontology annotation, molecular function: zinc ion binding.
AUGCCGCCGCCGAAUACACCUGAAGAAGGAGUAGCAGCUCCUACGACCUCUACGCGAACUGAGGCACGCCGGAUGCUCGGCUCCGGGGUCCCCUCUACAAUUUACGAUUCUCCUGCCUCUUCCUCGGACGGCUCCAGACGCAGCUCACUUGCCGAUUACGACCCGUAUCAAGUCCCUUUACGAAGUCAUACGCAAGCUCAUAUUGAAAAUGGGAUCGACUACCAGGCGCUCGACUAUGCCCAACAGGUUGACGAGGCUUUGUUAUGUCCCAUCUGCCACACGCCCUUCUUCAUGCCUAUGACCACCAAGACGUGCGGCCACACCUUUUGCGCCUCGUGCCUCGACCGCGCUCUCGAGACCCAGCACGCAUGCCCCAUUGAUCGUCGACCCCUCGAUAUCAGCCGAGACAUCAGCCAAACCCGAACCCGCGUGAUACUCGACCAGCUCGACCGUCUCAAAGUCAAGUGCCCAAACACCGGCUGCGAUCACGUCUGCUCACGGGAGCUCCUAGACGGCCACGUUGAACGUUAUUGCGAAUAUACCCUUGUCAGCUGCCCCGACCCUGAUUGCGACGAGACGAUCUGGAGGAAAGAUGCACGCCCCGAGAAUGGGUGUCUCCAUCACGUUACGCUGUGUCCCUACUGCGAGAUGGCCCUCACUUUCAACGACCUCGAGAGGCACUACGACCAAGAGUGUAAGGGACAAGAAGCGGAGUGCCCACACUGCGACGCCGUCGUCGUCCGUCACCGUCUGGCUAAACACAUUGCUACGGACUGUCGGGAGGUUGAGACACACUGCAAGUUCCAAAGCGCUGGGUGCAAACAGUUUGCGCGGAGGAAAAAUAUCGAAGAACACCAGAAGGACGGGUGCGUCUAUGAGGCGAUUGCGAAGCUCAUGCAGGCGCGCGAGGAAGACCACAAGAUUAUCAAUGAGUUGAAGGGACGACUAGACGCUCUAGACGGACGGACACGGCACCUGGAAAGAUACGGUGGUGGCGGUGGUGGUAAUGGCAGCAGCAGUGGUGUACGGGAGUCAUCUGCAUUCACCAGAGCAACAGCAGCACCACCAGUAUCAGGCCUAACUGCCCAUGCCCUCAACAACUUGAACCGUAUGCAGCCGCCUACAUCAGGUUAUACAGACCUCAUGGAAGCCAACCAGAAUAUCACUCUGGACGACCUCUUCGAGACGUUUGAGAAUGAAAACAACCAACACAAUGACAGCAACUACAGCAGCCCACGAGAAGCAGCAGCAGCAAUGGCGACAGAUGCAUCGCCCAUUCCCGUGGCAUACAACAGUGUUAGCGGGCCUUGGGAGUCAGCAGAGGAUUACAUGCUCGCCCAGUUUGAAGCAAUGGAGGCCAAAAUCGAAGACCUGCGGAAGAUGAUGGUGGAGCUUGACGGAAGACACACCAUGAGGCUGGUCAACGACACAAUGCGGAUGAACGAGCAGAUCGCCGAGCUUGGGAGCAAAGUAGGAGUAUUAGGGAUGCAUACCACCUGGUUGAUGAGUAUGCAGAGGCAAAGUCGGGGACAGCAGAGUGGUGCUGGGUCAACGACUGGCAAUGCAAGAUCCAAUAUGUCUACUACUGGUGGUAGUGGUGGUGGUGGUGGUGGUGGGAGUGGCAGUACUGCUGGUAACAAUGAGGAGGGUAGAGGCAGGACAACUACGACAACGACUGGUGCUUCUGGCUCGUCAAGGACGGCGACACAGACUUCACAGCAGGAUAAUAGGAAUCGGGCGGAUGGAGAGGGUGCGAGAGGCAGGUAUCUCAAUACUAGUGAUAUCCCGCCGGUGAGGAGGAGUAGCGUGGGGAGAGGUGAGAAUCCACCGCGACUAUGA